Molecule: messenger RNA, 1375 nt
Organism: Echinops telfairi (small Madagascar hedgehog)
Lineage: Eukaryota; Metazoa; Chordata; Mammalia; Afrosoricida; Tenrecidae
Gene: LYPD1
Product: LY6/PLAUR domain containing 1
Exons: 4
Coding region: 64-537 (157 amino acids)
Biological process (GO): acetylcholine receptor signaling pathway
Molecular function (GO): acetylcholine receptor inhibitor activity
Source: RefSeq, a predicted model, not a curated record
GGUCUCAGUCACCAACUCCGGGAGCGCGAGCCGGCAGAGGCGCCCGCAGCCCCGGAGCAGGCGAUGCAGACGCCGCCGGCGGCACCUGCGGCUCCUCUCGGCGGCGACCGUCGCCUCGGCGGCAGCCUCGCGGCAACUUUUUGCGGAUUGGUCUUCCCCGCAGGCUUCGCGCUGCAAAUCCAGUGUUACCAGUGUGAAGAAUUCCAACUGAACAAUGACUGCUCAUCUCCGGAGUUCAUUGUGAAUUGCACGGUGAACGUUCAAGACAUGUGUCAGAAAGAAGUGAUGGAGCAAAGUGCCGGAAUCCUGUACCGCAAGUCCUGCGCGUCAUCCGCAGCCUGCCUCAUCGCCUCGGCCGGGUACCAGUCCUUCUGCUCCCCAGGGAAGCUGAACUCCGUGUGCAUCAGCUGCUGCAACACGCCGCUCUGCAACGGGCCCCGGCCCAAGAAAAGGGGCAAUUCGGCCACAGCCCUGAGCCCGGCGCUCCCCACCAUGGCCCUGCUCCUCAAACUAGCCCACCUCUUGGCACGCUGCUGAAGGAGCCCCCGGCUGCGCCUGUGUUGCUCUCCUGCGGCCCCCUCCUUCUUCUGGGGUCCCUGCCUUCUGGGUAAGGGGGGCUAGUCCAUGUCCUCUUUUUUUGGUGGUGUUCCCUUGCAAAUAACGAAAGAGCUCGGGGUCAAACAUUUUUGUCAGCUCGGAAUCAAUUCCCUCUGGCUGAAUUUUCAGUGUGUGCUUGAAGGACGGGGUCGCAGUUGAAGCCCCCCCUGCACGCCGAGGCAUCCGAGCCCAGGCUGAAAUCCGCUCUCAGAAGACACCUGCCUUGGCCUUGACCCCUGCUUCUGACCCAGCUGGGGCGCACUGGGGCUCGUUGAUGCAGGGCUCCCGGGGACCGCGCUCCGCGGGACAAUCGGCGUCCGCGCCCAUGUCCGAGUUUGGCUCUGCUGAAGCGAGGCUCACCUGUGCGGGCUCGUGGCCAGCCGGCUCGGCACCCUGGAAAGUGCUUAAGAACACCUUGGUGGGGGGCUUCCUUGCGGACGAGUGUCGCCAGGAGGCGCGGAAGAUCAGGCGGCGGGAGGAGCGGGUGCUGUCCAGCGGGGCGCGCAGCCACUUGUCGCGGUUGGCGUGCUGCAGCGUCAGGCGACAGCACAGCACCUGCCAGAAGACGCUGCGGAACUGCUGCGAGGACACGUUGUACAGCAGCGGGUUGACCACGGAGCUGAGGUAGAAGAAGGUGUCCGAGAAGGGCAGCAGGAUCAUGUACGCGCGGAAGUAGGCCCUGGUCCAGUCGUGCUUGGGUUUAGCAGCAGCCAGGAUCCUGCGAAUCUGGUUUGGCAUCCAGCACACGGCUAAUGUCACCACGAUCAGCCCUGAGCAG